UAAUGGAGGAAUCGAAAACUGUCCUCUUCGACAAGUACGAGAUCGGAAAACUUAUCGGAACCGGUAACUUCGCCAAAGUAUACCACGGAACCGAGAUCGCCACCGGCGAUGACGUGGCAAUCAAGGUAAUUAAAAAAGACCACGUGGCGAGACGUCGAGGCAUGAAUGAGCAAAUCGAAAGAGAGAUCUCCGUCAUGCGUCUCCUCCGUCACCCAAACGUCGUCGAGCUCCGUGAAGUAAUGGCCACAAAGAAGAAGAUCUUCUUCGUCAUGGAGUACGUCGACGGCGGAGAGCUCUUCGAGAGGCUAGACAGAGACGGAAAGCUCCCGGAGGAUCUUGCACGGAAAUAUUUCCAGCAACUGAUAUCCGCCGUAGAUUUUUGCCACAGCCGCGGCGUUUUCCACCGCGAUAUUAAGCCGGAGAAUCUGUUACUCGACGGAGCCGGCGAUCUGAAGGUGUCGGAUUUUGGGCUUUCGGCUUUGAUGAUGCCGGAGCUGCUCGGCGGUCGACGUGGCAGCAGCGACGAUCUUCUCCAUACGCGGUGUGGAACGCCGGCUUAUGUUGCGCCGGAGGUUCUUAGAAAUAAAGGCUACGACGGAGCUACGGCGGAUAUUUGGUCGUGUGGCAUCGUUUUGUAUGCUCUCCUCGCUGGAUUCUUGCCGUUUAUCGACGAAAACGUCAUGACCUUGUACACAAAGAUCUUCAAGGCGGAGAUCGAAUUCCCGCCAUGGUUUUCGUCGGAAUCAGAGGAAGUGAUCUCAAUGUUGCUCGUGGCAGAUCCUGAACAACGGAUUACAAUGUCGGAGAUCAAACGGAUUCCAUGGUUCCGGAAGAAUUUCACACCGCCGGUAGCCUUUUCAAUCGACGAGACAAUCCCAUCUCCGCCGGAGCCGCCGGCGAAAAAGAAGAAGAAACAUCUCUUGAGCACGGAGGAAGAAGAAGACGACGGAGUUUCUCCAAGAUCAUUCAACGCAUUCCAAUUCAUCUCAUCAAUGUCUUCAGGUUUCGACCUUUCCAGCUUAUUCGAGAUAAAACGGAAACCCAAAAGAAUGUUCACUUCAAAGUUGCCGGCGAUAUCCGUCAAGGAGAGGCUAGAGACGGCGGCGCGUGAGAUGAACAUGAGGGUGAAACACGUUAAAGACUGCAAGAUGAAGCUGCAGAGGAGAACGGAAGGUCGCAAAGGGAGACUAUCGGUGACGGUUGAAGUUUUCGAAGUCGCUCCUGAAGUCUCCGUCGUCGAGUUCUGUAAAUCCUCCGGCGAUACUUUGGAGUAUUACUUGUUUUGCGAGGAUGACGUCAGGCCAGCUCUUAAAGACAUUGUCUGGUCUUGGCAAGGUGAUGAUGAUGAGGACGAUGUUAACACUAAUGAUAAUGUUAACGCAACUAAUAAUAAUACUUCAUGAACUGUAAUAUUUCAAUUUUUUUUUUGGCAUUGUAUGCAAG
Eutrema salsugineum is the source of this 1443-nucleotide messenger RNA. Its product is annotated as CBL-interacting serine/threonine-protein kinase 16. The record is from RefSeq and is a predicted model, not a curated record. Bases 3 to 1403 code for a protein of 466 amino acids. The transcript is spliced from 2 exons. Gene Ontology annotation, molecular function: protein kinase activity; ATP binding. Lineage: Eukaryota; Viridiplantae; Streptophyta; Magnoliopsida; Brassicales; Brassicaceae. Gene Ontology annotation, biological process: protein phosphorylation; signal transduction.